Molecule: messenger RNA, 955 nt
Organism: Gastrolobium bilobum
Lineage: Eukaryota; Viridiplantae; Streptophyta; Magnoliopsida; Fabales; Fabaceae
Product: endochitinase PR4-like
Exons: 2
Coding region: 56-799 (247 amino acids)
Biological process (GO): chitin catabolic process; carbohydrate metabolic process; cell wall macromolecule catabolic process
Molecular function (GO): chitinase activity
Source: RefSeq, a predicted model, not a curated record
AUCAAACAGUUUGAUUUGCAUUCCAUUCCUAAUAUAUAGAACUCUCCUCAAGAUUAUGAUGAGGAUGGGGAGGGAGUUAAAAACCUUUCGUGCCAUCAUAGGACUAGUGGUUACCUUUAUCUUGAUGAUGAUGAUUGUGCCAAAAAAAGCGAGUGCUAAUCAGAGUGAUACAGUACCCAAUGAUGUUUCAGUGGCUGAGAUCGUCACACAAGAAUUCUUCGAUGGAAUAAUUGAUCAAGCAGAUGCUACUAGUUGUGAAGGGAAGAACUUCUACACUCGAGAUGCUUUCCUCAGUGCUCUCGAUUCCUACAACAACUUUGGUAUUGGUCCUGUGGAUGACUCUAAGCGUGAGAUUGCAGCUGCUUUUGCACACUUCACCCAUGAAACUGGACAUUUUUGCUACAUAGAAGAGAUUGAGGGUGCAUCAAAGAACUAUUGCGACGAAACCAACACCGAAUACCCAUGUGCCCCUGAAAAAGGGUACUAUGGGCGUGGACCUAUCCAACUAUCAUGGAACUACAACUAUGGACCAGCAGGGGAGAGAAACGAUUUCGAUGGAUUGAACGAUCCAGAGACAGUGGCCGAGGACCCUGUUGUGUCUUUCAAGACAGCAUUGUGGUAUUGGAUGCAAAAUGUGAGCCCUGUUAAAAACCAAGGAUUUGGCGCAACCAUAAGAGCUAUCAAUGGCGAACUUGAAUGUCAUGGUGCCAACCCCGACACGGUUCAGGCUCGCGUUGAUUACUAUACCGAAUAUUGUUCACAACUCGGUGUUGAUGCUGGUGAUAACCUUGAUUGCUAAGUUAUUAUAUAGCUACUCGGAGACGUAUCUAUAUAUAUAUGUAGAAUAAUAUUGGAUAUGAUGUUAUGUGAUAAAAACACAUCAUACAUGGUAUUCAAUCCCGCAAAUCAAUGAUAGAAGUGUAUUAGUAGUGAGGAACCGUUAGAUACGUAUAAA